UUACAACAGCGGUGUGUCAAUUUUUGACAUCUCGUACCCAAAACGUAAACAAAAGCACGUGUAAAUAGAAGCGGAAAAGACGAGUUUUAAUAAAUAUUAAUAUUUGUAGUUUUAAGCAGAAAAAUUAUUGGAGAUGGCGGAACUGAUAGAAGUGCUUUUGACUAGUGAUUCCAAUGAGUCGCAGGCGUCCAUUACUGCAUGGGACUACAAAACCGGAACCAAUCUAAUGGUUUAUAAGGCUGGAGGUGUCGUGCAACAGCGCUCCAUUUCUUUACUCAGCCACCACUACAUCAUGGCUGCAAACAGCACCAAACCUCUUCUACACGUUUGGCCUAUUAAUUCACAAAAGCAAGUGACGCAUGUACGUUUCGUGUUGCCUGGUCGCGCCAACGCAGUGGCACUUUCUCCAGAUAAUCUCUAUCUUGUGGCAGCUAUUCAGGAAAAUAUUUAUAUUUGGCACUUGUCGUCUGGCAAAAUGUUGAAUACCAUUUCAAAGCAUUUCCAACCCAUUAACUGUAUUCGUUUCGACGACGACUCACAUUUUGCAACAGCUGGACAAGACGGUAGUGUAUUAGUGUGGAAUUUGACGACUGUGUGCGCACGGGAUGACGACAAUCAAACACCAGUAUACACAUUCACCGAUCAUGGUCUUCCUGUAACGGAUGUGCAUAUAGGUUUUGGCGGCACACGUGCAUUUAUGAUAACUGUAUCACUAGACCGCACCUGCAAAAUAUAUGACCUAUUUAUCGGUGCACUACUUUUAAAUGUAGUCUUUGCAGAAGCGUUACACAGUGUAGUAGCAAAUACUUUAGAAACUACUGUGUUCGUGGGCACGGGUGAAGGUAAUAUUUAUGAGUUUCAUACGGAUGCCGCGGCAAAAUCUAAGGAAUUACACAUAGAAAAACAACACUCUAAUCUUUUUAAGGGACAUAAAGAGGGCUGCGCAGUUACUUGUUUAGCAUUAUCGAUCGACGGCAAGACACUGGUCUCUGGUGGACAGGACGAACAAGUAUGCAUUUGGGAUAUUGCCAGUCGGCAGCUUAUAAAAACUAUGCAACAUAAGGGUCCCGUGACGAAUUUAAAACUGCGACUGACAAAUCCAGAUAUAUUCAAACCUGAAAAUAAGCCACCGAGAAAAUUCGCUGGAAAUUUGCGACGCAUGCUUGAUGCACCGGAAGCAAGUGAUGAUGAGGUCAUUGAAGUUUCAAUAACUAAAGAAAAUGCGAGUACAGAUUACGAGUGGUGGCCUAUGCCGAAAUAUCCAUUUGAUUAUUAUGGAGAGGCAAGCACUUCUACUGCCACUGCGUUAGCGCCUAGCGGUGAAACAAAUGGUCACACUUUAGGCGCGGAAGCGGCGAAGGAGAUUGAGAGGCUACGUGCGGAAGUACAACAUUUAAAGCUCGUGAAUAAACAAUUGUUCGAAGUAUCAACAAAACAAUUAUUAACGAAAAAAUAACUAUAAUAUUAAGAAAAAAUAACUUUUCUUGCA
This is a messenger RNA of Anastrepha obliqua, 1489 nucleotides long. RefSeq names its product WD repeat-containing protein 18. Lineage: Eukaryota; Metazoa; Arthropoda; Insecta; Diptera; Tephritidae. Bases 134 to 1456 code for a protein of 440 amino acids. Gene Ontology annotation, cellular component: nuclear pre-replicative complex. Gene Ontology annotation, molecular function: protein binding. The transcript has 2 exons. Gene Ontology annotation, biological process: rRNA processing; DNA-templated DNA replication. The record is from RefSeq and is a predicted model, not a curated record.